Humulus lupulus (European hop) is the source of this 918-nucleotide messenger RNA. Its product is annotated as protein terminal ear1 homolog. The transcript is spliced from 5 exons. NCBI's taxonomy places the organism in Eukaryota, Viridiplantae, Streptophyta, Magnoliopsida, Rosales, Cannabaceae. The record is from RefSeq and is a predicted model, not a curated record. The coding region runs from base 1 to 918 and encodes 305 amino acids. Gene Ontology annotation, molecular function: nucleic acid binding.
AUGACAAGUGAACUAAACCCAAAUGCUUCUCUUUACAUACCCAUUUAUUGGUCUUUCCAUCAUGAUCUUCCUCCUCCGUGUCAUCAUCAUCUUCUUCCUCAAUCCGAUCAUACUGAUAUUACCAGUCCAUCACAGAUUGAACCAAUGAGAAACCCAUCGUGGGUGUCGAAAGACAGAGCUGAUGAUCAGCCAAGGUCUCGUAUAAGAAACGUUGCUUCGGGUCCCAGAAAUAACCAGGCAUGGAAACCCAAACAUAUUCAGAACUCCAGAGCACCUUCAACACCGAACCACCACUCCGGCGGUGGCCGGAAUCUUCAACAAGUUCAGAGUAUCAAAAACGUUGUGUGGAAACCCAAACACGAUGACCGGAACUUCGGAGCAGCUUCUGGACCAACAGUUCACAUCAACAGCUCCAAUGUUACGACUCUCAUGAUCCGUAACAUUCCGAAUAGAUAUACGCGAAAAAUGCUAUUGGAUUUCAUGGAUAAUUACUGUAUGCUAGAAAAUCAAAGUAUUGAAAGUGGUGAGGAAGAAGAAGACCGUUCCAAAUAUAAGUCAACUUUUGACUUUUUAUAUCUACCGAUUGAUUUCAGAACUCACUUGAACAAAGGCUAUGCCUUUGUGAGUUUUACCCAUCCAAGAGCAGCAUCUAAAUUUUGGGAAGCUAAAGAUAACCAAAAAUGGGAUUGUUUUAAAUCUAACAAAAUUAGAGAAAUUGCUCCUGCCACAAUUCAGGGUAAGGAGGCACUAGUGGCUCAUUUUGAUAAAUCGAAAUUUCAAUGUGAAAUAGAAGAAUUUCUACCGCUAGAAAACAUUAAAUACGAGGGAAAUUCAACCGAUGAUGCUAAGAAGAUGCCAUCAGCAAGGAUGAAAUUGAACUUAGCUCUAGCACUUGGAGCUCACAAUACAUUAAGCUAG